Molecule: messenger RNA, 891 nt
Organism: Ectocarpus sp. CCAP 1310/34
Lineage: Eukaryota; Phaeophyceae; Ectocarpales; Ectocarpaceae
Source: the annotation of a GenBank genome assembly
GUGUGCGUGAAGCGGCUUUUGUUAAAUCUGCCAGCGAUAAAAUCGCACGGUUCGUCCACUUCUUUCGCCCUUCUACGCCCGUCUGCGGGGUCAGACUUAACUGCCCGACUUAAACGACACCACUUUCGGUUUGCUGGAGUUCAAGCCCGCGCCCUUCGACUGGGAACGGGGGGGUUUGUCGCCCCCUCCGCCCCUGCCUGAGUCGCGACCGCGGUGCACACUUGAGAUGUGCUUGGUGGUCUCCUCAAGGUCGUCGAGACGCCUUUCCAGGCGCACUGUGGCGUUUUCGAGCUGCGGUUCGUGGGAGAUAUGGUACAUCGAGGACACCGACGUGGAAGAUGAGGGGGAAGCAGAGCGCAGUUUGUUCGCUUCGUGUUUGCGUGCACGGGCUUUCGAUGCCAUAAACGACUGCGAUGCAUCCUCCCUGGUCAUCUCCACCCGGAUUUCAGGUUUCAACCCGUUCUCAAACGAUGCAAUGAGCGCCUGAUCAAAAGCGUGUUCAUGCGCGUUUGUGUUCAGCGGAGCUGUGCGUUCGGCUUCCGCCAGGAGUCGUGAGUAUGAUUGCGACACCCUGAGAGCUUACUCGUCAACGGAUUCCUCAGCUUUUUUUGCUUGGAGGGUCAUGACGUCUCUGGCAAGUAGCGAGAUUCUGUUGGCGGGUGCAAACGGGCAUUCUUUCGAAACUUGAGAACCCGGUAGCAGUGGCGGCACGUCCGCGAGGGAAGGCAGGGAUAGAGCGAAGUUGAGGGAGUAGUCUUUGGUUAGUCGCCGCACUGCGUUGCAUUCUGUAGCGUUUUGGCUUGUGCUCAUGUCCGUGAAAGCGUAAUGCAAAUGUUUCGUGCCGGUCUUUUUGCAGCUUGGUGGUCUUUUUGCAGCUUGGUGGACAGCAAA